Molecule: messenger RNA, 1149 nt
Organism: Miscanthus lutarioriparius
Lineage: Eukaryota; Viridiplantae; Streptophyta; Magnoliopsida; Poales; Poaceae
Source: the annotation of a GenBank genome assembly
AUGCUGGGCCCGCUCCUCAGGCUCCUCUCGGCGUGCGGCGGGGUCUGGCCCACCUCGCCGGCCCCCGGCGCCCACGCCGCCGCGGCCUCCUCCUCCUCCUCCUCGGCGGACGACUCUGAGGGCCGCGACGGCCUGCUCUGGUGGCGCGACCUCGCGCGCUGCCUCGCCGGCGACGUCUCCGUCGCCGUCGCCCAGGCCAACCAGGUGCUCGAGGACCAGUGCCGCCUCGACUCCGCCCCGCCCCUCGGCACCGUCGUCGGCGUCUUCGACGGACACGGCGGCCCCGACGCCGCCCGCUUCGCCUGCGACCACCUCGUCCCCAACCUCCGAGAGGCGUUCUCCGGCCCUCGGGGCGUCACCGCGGACGCCAUCAGGGAGGCGUUCCUGGCCACGGAGGAAGGCUUCCUCGCGCUCGUGUCAAGCCUCUGGGAGGCCCAGCCGGACAUCGCCACGGACGGGACGUGCUGCCUCGUCGGCGUCGUGCACAACAGGACCCUUUUCGUCGCCAACCUCGGCGACUCCCGGGCCGUUCUCGGGAAGAAGGUGGGCCGCGCCGGGCAGAUUACUGCAGAGCAAUUAUGCAGUGAGCACAAUGCCAAUCAGGAGGCUGUCAGGCAGGAGCUCAAGGCGCAGCACCCAGAUGAUGCUCAGAUUGUUGCACUCAAGCAUGGGGUCUGGAGAGUGAGGGGCCUCAUACAGGUGUCUAGAUCAAUCGGUGAUGUAUACCUGAAACAUGCAAAGUAUAACACAGAGCGGAUCAAACCCAAGUUCAGGCUUUCUGAAUCAUUCAGCAAGCCAUUAUUGAGUGCUGAUCCAUCUAUCAUCUCCCGCAAUCUUGAACCAAAUGACUGUUUCAUCAUAUUCGCGUCAGAUGGUUUGUGGGAACACCUGAGCAAUCAGGAAGCUGUUGAGAUUGUUCACAACCAUCAACAUGCUGGAAGUGCAAGAAGACUCAUAAAAGCUGCUCUACAAGAAGCAGCGCGGAAGCGUGAGAUGCGUUACUCAGACCUUACAAAGAUCGAUAAGAAAGUUCGCAGGCAUUUUCAUGAUGACAUUACUGUCAUCGUCUUAUUUAUAAACCAUGACCUAUUAUUGAAAGGUGCUCCGCAAGGACAACCCCUCUCCAUCAGAUGUGCCCUAGAUUAUUGA